CUCCAGCACAGGAGGUGGCGGCAUGCACCUGAAACGUUGGUUUGCGGACCGCCAUUACAUCAUAGAAGAAGACGGAAGCGCACCUUUGAACAAAAUCAGCUUUGCUAACGCAGUAUUUCACAUGCAUUUUGCCAUAUUUAAUGGCUGUUUUAAAUAGCCCAAGUUUAAUCCGUUUAUUUCGUGCACGAGUUAUUGUUCUUAUAUUGACGUGCAGCUUUGUACUGUGUGUCUGGAAUUUGGAGAAUAAAACGCCAGAGAUAUCCACAGAACUGAUGACUGACCAGACUCUGGAGUAUUUUCUCAGCCAGGGGAAGAUGCAGGUUAAGGAUGCAGCAGAUAUUGAAUGGGCCCAUGCUGCCAACAGCAAGAACAAGAUCACAGAGGCACUACAGAGCUCCGCCCACAUGAUAGAGGCAGACAUACUUCUGAGGAGUAACGACCCUAAAGAUCCAAUCAUGGCUCAUCCUCCUGAGACCGACAGUGAUGUCACGCUGCGUGAUUGGCUGAAGGAGGUCAAGGCAUCAGACAAAGGGAUAAAGCUCGACUUCAAAAGCCUGGCAGCGGUCGCUCCAUCCAUGGUGUUAUUAGACGAGGUUCGGGCUGAGCUCCAUGGUCCCGUGUGGAUCAACGCUGACAUCCUGCCAGGCCCUGGAGGCAAGGCCACACCCCUUGACCCCAAAGUCUUCCUGGAGGCAGCUGUGACCCCUGGUUCCCAUGGUGAUGUUCUCUCCCUGGGCUGGACAACGGGCUGGACUGCAGAUACACACAACCCAGGGUACAGCUGGGAGAUGGUGAGGGAGAUGGAGGCAAUGUGUCGGACCCUAAGACAUCCGGUCACCUUCCCUGUCAGAGCAGCCCUCCUGGCCCAGUCAUUCUCCCAGCUACACUGGCUUUUACAGCAGUCAGACAGAUCUAAUAGCAUGAGAUCCCAGGAUGUUGUCUCUGCUCUGCUCAAACACCUGAUUCUACUAAUCAGCUGUUCCCUGGAUGGCAGGACCUUUUGUAGGUACAGCCUGACAAUAUGGACUGGCCACACUGAUGUCUUCGUUGUAAAGGACCUACUGCCUUACAGGAGUGGCAUCGACAAGACCAGGAUAUAUUACGACCUGCUGGACUCCCAGAGGACACAGCUCAGAGGACUAACAGGCUACUGAUCUUGUGUUAUUAAACAAACAAACAAACAAUCUC
This is a messenger RNA of Oncorhynchus kisutch (coho salmon), 1188 nucleotides long. It is a transcript of the gene fam151b, whose product is annotated as family with sequence similarity 151 member B. The record is from RefSeq and is a predicted model, not a curated record. Lineage: Eukaryota; Metazoa; Chordata; Actinopteri; Salmoniformes; Salmonidae. The transcript is spliced from 7 exons. The coding region runs from base 141 to 1154 and encodes 337 amino acids.